AUGUUCUUCUUUUUCUUUUUCUUUUUCUUUUUCUUCCUCUUCUUCUUCUUCUUCUUCUUCUUCUUCUUAUUAUUAUUAUUAUUAUUAUUUCUUAAUUUGUUUGUUUAUCUAUUGUUUCUAUUGUGUCUUCUUUUCUUUCUUUCUUUCUUUCUUUUCUCUCUUCUCUCUCUCUCUCUCUCUCUCUCUCUUCUCUCUUUAUUCCUUUUAUCGUGUUUUAUGAAACCAUCACUGAGAGGCAUUUAUAAAAAGCAUACACACACAAAGAAAAAUCGCACAUCUGGUCUGUGGUCUCUUUUUUACCUCCCACCGACAAUCUUCCGGUUACUUCCUUCACUCCCACCGACAAUCUUCCGGUUCCUUCCUUCCCUCCCACCGACAAUCUCCCGGUUACUUCCUUCCCUCCCAUCGACAAUCUCUCGGUUUGGUCCUUCCCUCCCACGACAAUCUUCCGGUUACUUCCUUCCCUCCCACCGACAAUCUCUCGGUUUCUCGCUUCCCUCUCAACGACAAUAUUCCGGUUUCUUGCUUCCCUCCCACCGACAAUCUUCCGAUUUCUCGCUUAACUCCCUCCCACCGACAAUCUUCCGGUUUCUUCCUUCCCUUUCCGCCGACAAUCUUCCGGUUUCUCGCUUCCCUCCCUCCCACCGACAAUCUUCCGGUUUCUUCCUUCCCUCCCACCGACAAUCUUCCGGUUUCUUCCUUCCCUCCCACCGACAAUCUCCCGGUUUCUCGCUUCCUACUCAACGACAAUCUUCUGGUUUCUUCCUUAACUCCCUCACACCGACAAUCUUCCGGUUUCUUGCUUCUCCCCCGCCGAUAAUCUUCCGGUUUCCUCCUUCCCUCUCAACGACAAUCUUCCGCUUCCCUCUCAACGACAAUCUUCCGCUUUCUCGCUUCCCUCCCACCGACAACAUUCCGGUUUCUUCCUUCCCUUUCCACCGACAAUCUUCCGGUUUCUCGCUUCCCUCCCUCCCACCGACAAUCUUCCGGUUUCUUCCUUCCCUCCCACCGACAAUCUUCCGGUUUCUUCCUUCCCUCCCCACCGACAAUCUUCCGGUUUCUCUUUCCUCCCUCCCACCGACAAUCUUCCGGUUUCUUCCCUCCCUUUCCGCCGACAAUCUUCCGGUUUCUCGCUUCCCUCCCUCCCACCGACAAUCUUCCUUCCCUCUCAACGACAAUCUUCCGGUUUCUUGCUUCUCCCCCACCGAUAAUCUUCCGGUUUCUUCCUUCCCUCUCAACGACAAUCUUCCGGUUUCUUCCUUCCCUCCCACCGACAAUCUCCUGGAUUUUCGCUUCCCUCUCAACGACAAUCUUCCGCUUUCUCGCUUCCCUCCCACCGACAAUCUUCCGGUUUCUCGCUUCCUACUCAACGAAAAUCUUCCGGUUUUUUCCUUAACUCCCUCCCACCGACAAUCUUCCGGUUUCUUGCUUCUCCCCACCGAUAAUCUUCCGGUUUCUUCCUUCCCUCUCAACGACAAUCUUCCGGUUUCUUCCUUCCUCCUACCGACAAUCUCCUGGUUUUUUCGCUUCCCUCUCAACGACAAUCUUCCGCUUUCUCCUUCCUCCCACCGACAACAUUCCGGUUUCUUCCUUCCCUUUCCACCGACAAUCUUCCGGUUUCUCGCUUCCUCCCUCCCACCGACAAUCUUCCGGUUUCUUCCUUCCUCCCACCGACAAUCUUCCGGUUUCUCUUCCCUCCCUCCCCUCCGACAAUCUUCUUCCGUUCCCUGUUUCUUUCCUUCCUCCUCCCACCGACAAUCUUCCGGAUUCUUCCUUCCCCUCCACCGACAAUCUUCCCGGUUUCUCCCGUCCUCUCGUCCUACGACAAUCUUCCGGUUUCUUCCUUAA
Acanthosepion pharaonis is the source of this 1848-nucleotide messenger RNA. The record is from the annotation of a GenBank genome assembly. NCBI's taxonomy places the organism in Eukaryota, Metazoa, Mollusca, Cephalopoda, Sepiida, Sepiidae.